CCAUUGUGAUAUAUCUACGGACCAAUCUGAACCGCGAAAGUCCAGCUCGGCGGGGUCAAAAGGUCUGCGAUUGAGACGUGGCGCUCGGCACACGUGGAGAAAGUCCACACACCGGUGUGUGUAGAUCGAUAGAUAGAGCUUAAAGUUCGGUGGAAGUUCUCCGGAGUCCGGGUUCUCCGAUGUGGCUCUGGGAGUAUAUUAUGCAAAUCAGACAGCGACGGGAGACGCAGCGCAAAGUCAGAGUUCCCCUGGUUUACCUGGGCAUAGGUGCUGCUGGCUUCUGCGCCCUCUACCUGAUCUUCGGCUAUGGCGCCCAGCUGCUGUGCAACAUCAUUGGGGUCUUGUAUCCAGCAUACAUCUCCAUCCAUGCCAUCGAGUCCAGCACAAAGCAGGACGACACUAAAUGGCUGAUCUACUGGGUCACCUUUGGCAUCUUCACCGUGAUUGAAUUCUUCUCGGGCCUGCUGACCUCGAUAAUCCCCUUCUACUGGCUAUUGAAGUGUGCUUUCCUCAUCUGGUGCAUGCUGCCAACGGAACAGAACGGAUCCACCAUUAUCUACCACAAGCUGGUGCGACCUUACUUCCUGAAGCACCACGAAUCCGUCGACAGGAUCAUCGACGAUGGCAUGAAGAAGGCCGCUGGAGUGCUAAAGCACGAUUAGGAUGGAAACUCCGCCUGCAGCUCGCUUGCCCAUGCAUUUGGUUUAGGGCCUAAUUCACCACCUCACCUCGUAUCGGUUACGUUUUGCAAUAAAUUUUAAAUGUGUA
Messenger RNA from Drosophila elegans, 768 nucleotides. It is a transcript of the gene ReepB, whose product is annotated as receptor expression-enhancing protein 5. The coding region runs from base 180 to 662 and encodes 160 amino acids. Lineage: Eukaryota; Metazoa; Arthropoda; Insecta; Diptera; Drosophilidae. The transcript has 4 exons. The record is from RefSeq and is a predicted model, not a curated record.